CCCUCGCCCGCCCUUCUUUCACCACUGCCUUCCUCCCACCCUCCUCCCACCCCUGCACUCGACCAAGCGCCACUCUUCUGUGCUGCCUGUCCAGACCCUCUGCAAUUGCCCACCACUUCCACGUCCUCUGUCGGCCUCUGCACACCCACUCUACCCAUCCUCGAAGCGCCUGCAUCUCAAGAGCACGCCUGCCCACGAGGUCCAGUCCAUCGCUUACGCUAGCAACUACAGCCGGUCAGACCAUCUUCGCCUUCUCCGCAACUUAGCCAAAGAAUGUCAGGCUACUCUGCCAAUGGUGCCAGUGGUGGCGCUGGUGGUGGUGGCGGCGGCGGCGGCGGCGGCGGCGCCUCGAAUCUGCCUGGCUCCUUGAUGCCCUCCAGACGGGCGCCACCAGUGCCUCGACCCUCUCAGCCAAUGCAAGCAUCGGGCAGCAGUAACGGCAGCACUUCUUCCGGCACCUCGUUCGUACCUCCCCUCUCACAGUACGCCUCCAACGGCUCUUCAGCCGGUACCCACGGUUUGGGUCAAGGACCUGGCGUCGGCGGGGGUUCCUAUACCGGACCUUUGCGACCCGCCGGACCCGGUGCAGUCGCAGGAGGCGGCUGGAACGACAAUUCCUCUUCCGCCGGCGGGGCAGGCCCUUCCACCAACAGCAAUGCUGGUGUGGUGAGAAGAGGGUAUGUAUCUGUCAAGGAGGAUGGAAUCAGGAGCUGGAUCUGGAGCAAGAGGUGGCUGGCUUUGAGGGAGCAGACUUUGACCUUUCACAAGAACGAGACGACCUACCAGGCCGCUGCCCUCAUCUUCCUCAAGGACAUCACCAACGUCACUCGGACUGACUUGAAGCCCUACUGUGUCGAGGUGGAGACAAAGGACAAAACGUACUAUUUGCAAACAAAGAGCGAUGAGGAGCUCUACGGAUGGAUGGACGACAUCUACAGCCGGUCACCUCUUAUGGGCGUCUCAUCGCCGACCGACUUUGUACACCAAGUGCACGUUGGUUUCGACCCAAUCUCGGGUGCCUUCACUGGUCUCCCUGAGCAAUGGACUCGCCUACUGACGACUUCUGCCAUCACCAAGGAAGAUUAUGCCAAGAACCCUCAAGCUGUACUCGAUGUCCUUGAAUUUUACACUGACAUUCAGAAGAGGGAGCGAGAUGACUUCGGAUUGGGUAAUCCUACAAUGAACAUGCAAGCAGGGAAGCCACCAGCCGCUCCGCGCUUCAAUGCUGGAACCGGCUUAGCUGGACAGCGGGGACCGCAGGGAACGCUGGAAGCGUCGACAGGGAUCGAAAUGACGGGGCAUUCUCAGGACGCAUAUGGCGACUUGGCGCCGCCCCGUAUUGAAGCGCCACGAUCAGUAUCGCCAGGCCCUCGCCCUACCAACGCCCCGCCCCCCGCCGCCAGGGAGCCUCGAUCCACAGCUGCGCCCCCUGCGAUAGUGAAUCAUGACGUCUCGACGAUUUCUCAAGCGCCGGGCGCACAUCGUGCAGCUCCUGGCCCACCGUCAUCCUUCAAAGCUACUUCGCCUGCUUCCUCUCAGGACUCGCAGGUCACCGCCCUGAACCUCAAGACCAAGGAGCUGAAGCUAGGUACUGGCGCACCGGGCUCUGACGUACAUUCCUCGUCUUCUUCUCCUGUCAAUACGAAGCUACCUCUGCAGUCCGCUGGUUCCUCCAACGACGGCAAGAGCAUCAGCGCUGCUCGCCAACAGCCAUCGGCACAGAGAGAGGAAACAAAGGCUGCCGCUGCCAAACACCCUCCUCCAGCCGCCUCGGCUGGCACUGCCAAUGGUACCAAGCCUUUGCAGACGGUGAAGAAGGCGCCUGAUGGCACCUCGGUCGCCCGCAAGGAGCAAGAACGUCGCAUUAGUACGAUGAGCGAAGCACAGAUAAUGGACAAGCUGCGCAGUGUCGUAAAUCCAGAUGACCCCAAUCAGCUCUACAGCAAGAUCAAAAAGGUUGGUCAAGGUGCCUCGGGCUCGGUGUACGUGGCGAAGACGCUCGCUACUGGACAAAGAGUGGCCAUCAAGACGAUGGAUCUGAGCCAUCAACCUCGUAAGGAGCUCAUCGUCAACGAGAUCUUGGUGAUGAAAGAAUCACAACACCCGAACAUCGUCAAUUUUCUCGAAUCCUACCUGGUUCGAAACAAUGAGCUCUGGUUGAUCAUGGAGUUCAUGGAGGGAGGCGCUUUGACAGACAUCAUCGACAACAACACACUGGAAGAGGACCAGAUUGCUGCCAUUUCUCUAGAGACUUGCAAAGGUCUCCAACAUUUGCAUGCCCAAUCCAUCAUUCACCGGGACAUUAAAUCGGACAAUGUCCUUCUCGACUCGGCUGGACAUGUGAAGAUCACCGACUUUGGUUUCUGUGCCAAGUUGACGGACCAGAAGUCUAAGCGGGCAACGAUGGUGGGCACUCCAUACUGGAUGGCGCCAGAAGUGGUAAAACAAAAGGAGUACGGCGCCAAAGUGGACAUUUGGUCUCUAGGAAUCAUGGCCAUCGAGAUGAUCGAGAAUGAGCCUCCGUACCUGGACGAGGAACCUUUGAAGGCUCUCUAUCUCAUCGCCACCAAUGGGACGCCGACUCUGAAGAAGCCAAAUCUGCUCAGUGUGGAGCUCAAGGGAUUCCUUGCCGUCUGCCUGUGUGCAGAUGUCAAGAGCAGGGCUACGGCUGAUGAGCUGCUGCAGCAUGGCUUCUUGCGCAAGGCUUGCUCGCAGAGCGCAUUGGCUCCACUGUUGAGGUUCAGAAAUCGAAGUGGAGGUGGGGGUGGUGGGGACAAGUGAGGGUCUGUUUGGAAUGAGCCGAGAGGUACUCUUGGGUACACUCUUGGAACAUGUCGAGUGCAACACAACUGAAUGCGGCACAGAGUUGUUGAAGAGAAGAAGUGCAUGUGUUGCUACGUCGACCAGCCCUGACAAACAUAUAGAAAGGAGGAUUGCGAGGUAGAUCUUGUCCAUCCACCUCCCUCGUCUGCCCUUGAGACCCUUGAUCGUCUGUAGUACUCACUGAGAGCACUAGCAGCGCCGCCCCUUUCGGUCACCUGUACUUUUGUAGACCGGCAGGCAGGCAGGCAGACAGGCAGACAAGCGAACAAGGAAGCAGAGAUGCCGCUGCUGUAGAUUUGGUUUUUGUCACUUGAUUCCCUUGCACUUGCCACGAAGCGUAUUUAUCCUGAUCCACCCUG
Molecule: messenger RNA, 3182 nt
Organism: Microstroma glucosiphilum
Lineage: Eukaryota; Fungi; Basidiomycota; Exobasidiomycetes; Microstromatales; Microstromataceae
Product: Pkinase-domain-containing protein
Exons: 2
Coding region: 274-2781 (835 amino acids)
Biological process (GO): intracellular signal transduction; regulation of MAPK cascade; protein phosphorylation
Cellular component (GO): cytoplasm
Molecular function (GO): ATP binding; protein serine/threonine kinase activity
Source: RefSeq, a predicted model, not a curated record